AUGUCUGCAUCCUCAUCAGCAACCAACCAAGCCCCAGGUGGAUUAAGAAGCGCAGUUAAAAGAAAGACCACUCAAGAAAAGAAGGCUCAAUCAUCAAAUGCCACACCAUUAUCAACCAGAUCUGCUGGUGCUGGUGGUUCUUCCUCCACAAUGAUGAAAUUGUUUACUGAUGAAGCCCAAGGAUUAAGAGUCGAUCCUUUAGUUGUGUUGUUCUUGGCUGUUGGUUUUAUCUUUUCCGUUAUUAUCUUACAUGUGUUUGCUAAAAUCACUGGUAAAUUUACUUCUUAA
Candida albicans SC5314 is the source of this 288-nucleotide messenger RNA. RefSeq names its product Arf family guanine nucleotide exchange factor. Lineage: Eukaryota; Fungi; Ascomycota; Pichiomycetes; Serinales; Debaryomycetaceae. The transcript is spliced from 2 exons. Gene Ontology annotation, cellular component: Sec61 translocon complex. Bases 1 to 288 code for a protein of 95 amino acids. The record is from RefSeq and is a predicted model, not a curated record. Gene Ontology annotation, biological process: intracellular protein transport.